Thecamonas trahens ATCC 50062 is the source of this 935-nucleotide messenger RNA. RefSeq lists its product as uncharacterized. Gene Ontology annotation, molecular function: SUMO ligase activity; zinc ion binding. The record is from RefSeq and is a predicted model, not a curated record. NCBI's taxonomy places the organism in Eukaryota, Apusomonadida, Apusomonadidae. The transcript is spliced from 2 exons. Gene Ontology annotation, cellular component: Smc5-Smc6 complex; nucleus. The annotation marks the transcript as partial. Gene Ontology annotation, biological process: double-strand break repair via homologous recombination; protein sumoylation.
CAUGAACCAGAGUGCUGGCUACGCUCGCGGCUUUAGGCGCACUCUCAACGAGGCCGAAGGCCAGCAGGCAAGACUGCGGACCGAGUUUGAAGAGUUUGAUGUCAAGGUGCUGCAGGAUGCCGCAGCUAGCGUGUGUAGUGUCAAGGACGUGCUGGAGCCGGAGGAGUUGAAGAGGCAGCUGCAGGGCAUCCGGAGCAUGCUCGAUACGGUGCUCGAGGCGCAGAUCGAGUCGCUGGCGCACAGCAAGGCAUUGCGUGAGGUGAUGAAGAGCGCAGAAGCACACGACCAAGACGAGGCCCGUGCCCGUGCAGAGGCCGAAGCUGCAGCCAUGGCGGCUAGCGGCAGUGCCGCCGACUCGUAUCAGCUGCGGAUCUUUGACCUUGAGGCGGUGAUGACCCGUGUGGCCGAGGCCUGCCGUGCGGCGGCAGCGGCGGAGCUCAAGAACGCCCACAAUGCGGUGCUAGAAGAGUUUAAGGAGACGGUGACCAACUCCGUUGGCCUCAUCGAGGGCGUCAACGACAUGGAAAUUGCCGUCGACGGUGACGACGACAUUGCGGUUCUCCCCGUGGCGUCGACCUCGUCUACCCGCUUCAUCUGCCCUAUUUCGGGCCAGAUCAUGCAGGAUCCAGUCCACGGGCCAUGUGGCCAUCACGUCGACCGGCCCGCCAUUCUCCAGCACAUGGGCUCGCGCAUGUCGUGCAAGUGUCCGCACUUGGGCUGCGGCAGGAUCAUCAACCGCCGAGACCUUGCCGUCUCAACCUCCAUCUUGCGCGCUAUUCGAAGCGCCAACAUCAACGACGACACCACACAGGUUCCUGCCGGCCUCGAGGUCGAAGACGUGGCGUAGCCGUCGCUGCCCCGCGUCCUUUCCAGACUCGACGGCGCACUGCGCGUCCAAAGUCCGCAACUCCACCCAAUACACAACCGCCCUCCCA